GGGGUUGCGCGUGCGCGAGCCUCGGGCACAGUCACGGCCAGUGAGAACCGGCGGCGCUCUCGCAUGGGGCCGCGCCUCCCAGCCUUCCUGUUUAACCCCUUGACGCGGAUUCGGCCGGUGCUCGCGCCUUCACCUCUGCCACCAGCUGCCAAGGAAACCAUUCUCGGGCGCUCGCAACCCACACCCUUGGGUUCCCGCCCACAACCCCCGCGGCUCCCCCCAGCCCCCCUCCCGAGUUUGGGGUUCCCGCGCCGGCGGCCGCAGGUGGGUGGCAUGGAGCGAAGCAGCGGUCAUCAGGGCGGCCUGGGCCGCACCUUGUGCGUUCUGACCGGGGCCUCCCGCGGCUUCGGCCGGGUGUUGGCCCAGCUGCUGGCCCCGCUGCUGUCGCCCGGCUCCGUGCUGGUGCUAACCGCCCGCAGCGACGAGGCGCUGCAGCAGCUGGAGGCCGAGCUGGGCGCCGGACGGCCUGGCCUGCGCUUGGUGCGGGUGCCCGCCGACCUGGGCUCUCAGGCCGGCUUGCAGAAGCUGCUCGGCGCCCUACGCGAGCUCCCCAGGCCUGAGGGGCUGCAGAGACUGCUGCUCAUCAACAACGCGGCCACUCUUGGGGAUGUGUCCAAAGGCUUCGUGGACCUGCCUGAUGCAGCUGAAGUGAACAACUACUGGGCUCUGAACUUGACCUCCAUGCUGUGCCUGACCUCCAGCCUCCUGAAGGCCUUCCCUGAUAGUCCUGGCCUCAGCAGGACUGUGGUUAACAUCUCAUCCCUCUGCGCCCAGCAGCCCUUCAAAGGCUGGACGCUGUACUGUGGGGGGAAGGCUGCUCGUGACAUGAUGUUCCAGGUCCUGGCUGCAGAGGAGCCCAGCGUGAGGGUACUCAGCUAUGCCCCAGGUCCCCUGGACACAGACAUGCAGCAGUUAGCCCGGGAGACCUCUGUGGACCCCGAUAUGAGAAAAAAGUUGCAGGAGCUGAAGACAAAGGGGGAGCUGGUGGAUUGCAGUGUGUCAGCCCAGAAACUGCUGAGCUUGCUGCAGAAGGACACGUUCAAGUCGGGGGCCCACGUGGAUUUCUACGAAAAAUAAACCCAUGUCCUUGGCUUCCCAGGUCUUCCUGUCCCCACUUUCAGGCACAGCCCAGCAGCCCUGUGCUCCGCACAGUGGCACCAGCAACCCUGCCUCACUGAUGAGCACUCACGCCUCCUGUCCUGCCCUCAGACGCAGCCAGCUGCCAGGGCCUCAGGUGCUGGCAUUACCAGUGGUCAGGAAUCUGAGUUAGAAAGAGGCUUUUGCAGGAAGCUCAGGAGAGAGGUUAUGGGUGUUAGUGUUUUCUAACUCCAAGAAGGGAAUUUUAGGGUGGGUAGAGCAGGGAAAACACUGAGACGAUGAAGAGAGGAGAUUGGUUUCCUGAGCGAUCUGGUGUUAAGAGGAAGACCCCAAUAGAUUCACAGAUGACCUGGAGGGGAGGGGGUCAGCGUGAGUUCUGGCCCACGUGAAUGCCCCCGCCCCACUCAGGGUAGCAGAUCCUCCCAUUAAAGAUCAUGUCUUCA
Molecule: messenger RNA, 1541 nt
Organism: Tupaia belangeri chinensis (Chinese tree shrew)
Lineage: Eukaryota; Metazoa; Chordata; Mammalia; Scandentia; Tupaiidae
Gene: SPR
Product: sepiapterin reductase
Exons: 3
Coding region: 64-1077 (337 amino acids)
Biological process (GO): tetrahydrobiopterin biosynthetic process
Molecular function (GO): sepiapterin reductase (NADP+) activity
Source: RefSeq, a predicted model, not a curated record